AUGGGAAUAUCGAAUAUUUUCACAAUACUGCUGUAUAUAAUUCCGAUUAUUGUACAGUUGUUGUACGAUCUAAUAACACAUGACAAUCCAGAUUAUAUUGUUUUAUAUUCAUCAGUUAGUACGAAUUUGAAUCCAUUAGCAAAUAUCGCUAUAUUAGUGUUACGACAAAAUGAUAUUAAAGAAAGUUUGAUGAAAAAAUUUCCAGUUUUUCAACGAACAAUAAGAAUAUCAGCGAAAGUAGCGCCACCAAAAUUCGCACCAUCAAAACCUGCAAAAGAAAAUACUCAUAAUUAG
This is a messenger RNA of Dracunculus medinensis (Guinea worm), 294 nucleotides long. The record is from the annotation of a GenBank genome assembly. Lineage: Eukaryota; Metazoa; Nematoda; Chromadorea; Rhabditida; Dracunculidae.